Cariama cristata (Red-legged seriema) is the source of this 1987-nucleotide messenger RNA. Its product is annotated as rho GTPase-activating protein 39-like. The record is from RefSeq and is a predicted model, not a curated record. Gene Ontology annotation, molecular function: GTPase activator activity. Gene Ontology annotation, cellular component: cytoplasm; cytoskeleton. Lineage: Eukaryota; Metazoa; Chordata; Aves; Cariamiformes; Cariamidae.
GACGUCCUCCCUGCGAUGGAACGCCGGCACCAAGGAGCGGAUGCUGAUCAAGGUGACCGACCGCGAACCCAGCUUCCUCAUGCACCAAGGCAAUGGCUACGCGCCCGAAACCCAACCAGGCAGCCGUUCGCGGCGACCUUCAGGAGGCCAACAGUCGCCCAACCUACAAACCUUCGCCCCGGACACCGACAACUCUGUUUUCUUCCCAGAGAGGAAGCAGUCGCCCUUCUUGAAGAGGGCUGAGCACGUGGGCAGCUGCUCACCGCUGCUCGCCCAGCAUCGCAAGCACUCCAGUGAAUCGCAACCCUCCUCGCCCCGCUACGCCUACGAGCCCCCCCUCUACGAGGAACCCCCCAUGGAGUACCAGGCUCCCAUCUAUGACGAACCCCCCGUGGACAUGCAGUACGAAGCCAGCGGCAGCUACAAAGCCGGCUCGCCGCAGAAAUCGCCCAUCCGUAAACCUCACCCCUUCCUGCAAUCGCCCAAGCAAGGCUCCAACUCGCCCUACCAGCAGUUGGUGCUCACCAAACAGAAGUGUCCCGACCGGUUCAUGAGCCUGGAGUACAGCCCCGCCGGCAAGGAGUACGUCAGGCAACUGGUCUACGUCGAGCAGUCGGGCUCCAGCCCCAAGAUGAAGACGGGGUUGAGGCACAAAUAUUCCCCCAACCCCAUCGGCGGCUCCUACUCGCUGCAGCACAGCCCCUGCCUGAUCCGCGACCAACGCUUGGACAUCAAAUCGGGUGACUACAGCAGCAUGGAGGGACCUGACUUCUGCCCUGGCCCAACGGGUGGCCAGGUGGCCCAGGGCGAGGACUCCAUGUCGUGGUCCAGCCAACAGGACACCUUGUCCUCCACCGGCUACUCACCCUCCACCAGAAAGAGGAAAAGCCGAAAGCCUUCCCUAUCCCACGACCCCAACACCUCCUCCACGGACGGCUCGGGGGACCGGGAGGUGUUGGGCGAGCAGAUGCUGGGUGAGGAACGAGCCACUCCAGGACCCAACAGGUCACCCAUGAACGUACGGAAAGCAACGGAGGCAGCACGGGGCUUCCCCGAGCCCUUCCUGGCACAGGCACGCCUGGCUUGGGAAGCCCAGCAAGCCCACUACCACAUGAAACAACGGAGCAGCUGGGAUUCCCAAAAAGACGGUUCGGGCUAUGAGAGCGACGGUGCCCUCCCUUUGCCCAUGCCGGGUCCAGUGGUGCGAGCCUUCAGCGAGGAUGAGGCGUUGGCACAGCAGGAGAACAAGCACUGGAAGAGGAACACCUUUGAGAAGCUGGGCUUCCCCCAGAUCCUGCUGGAGAAGAGAGUCUCGGUGCAGACGAACCUGGCCUCUCCCGAACCCUACCUGCAUCCAUCUCAGUCGGAGGAUCUCGGUGCCUGCGCCCAGUUCGAGAGCAGCAGACAGACCCGGAACAUGAUGCCUAGCGCCAGCUGUGUCUUCCCCACCUUCAACCUGCGGAAGCCCUCCUCGGAGACGGACAUUGAGAACUGGGCCUCCAAGCACUUCAACAAGCACACCCAGGGGCUCUUCCGCAGGAAGGUGUCCAUCGCCAACAUGCUGGCCUGGAGCAGCGAGUCCAUCAAGAAACCCAUGAUCAUGACCAACGACCGCAACGUCAAGAAGGAGGCGUGCGAGAUAUUUAAACUGAUUCAGAUGUACAUGGGGGACCGGCGGGCCAAGACGGACCAACUCAACGUGGCCUUGGAAAUCGCCACCAAAGGCUGGAGCAUGCAGGGUCUGAGAGACGAGCUCUACAUCCAACUGUGCCGGCAGACCACCGAGAACUUCCGUUACGAGAGCCUGGCCCGGGGCUGGGAGCUCAUGGCCAUUUGUUUGGCCUUUUUCCCACCCACUCCCAAAUUUCAUUCCUACCUAGAAGGAUAUAUUUACAGGCACAUGGAUCCGGUGAAUGACACUAAAGGUUCAGCGUCACCUCUGCUGGGGCUGGCCGUAAGCGAGAGGUCCUUGAACUUCUCCUGGCCU